UGCAAGGUGCAUAGCUACUUUCAUCGCCGUACCUUUUCGUUACCUAGUUGGAGGUCCGAGUGCAGUAGUUUUUUAACGAUUAGAUUUUUACAUUAUAAUUCUUUUACAGAUUUGGAAUAGUUGUAGUUGAGAAAGUGACUUUUGUUUGCGCAAAAAAAAAACAAAAAUUAAUGUUAUGGUGGAAGCCCGCUGAGACUGCUGUGAGGAGAGAGAGCUCGGUGUCACAGCCACUGUAUUCUUGUUGAUGUCGGCGGCGGCGGUGGUGGUGCUGGCGGUGGAUACAGACACGAUUUGGCGAUUUAGCAAUUAACCAAGACGCUUGAAAAAAAAAAAAACAUUGGAUAUCAAAAAAUGGGACGGCAGUGGCACUUUAUUUUAGCAUUAUCUUUCCUUCCCGCGGUGUUUAGUGUGGAUUUCGGCGGAACGAGUGCGUCGCGUAACACGCACUCUCUUCACAUGAAUGCAGACAGUAAGAUCAGGUCCGCGGUGGAUUCAUCAAAUCAGCAUAGCAUAAAAAAGAGAAGCACAGGCGACGGACAAGACACCUGUAAUGGUCUACAGGGAUACAACGCCAAAUUAUCCAGCAACACUCACAGUAACACAUUUAAUGAUCUUAGUGGAUCAGUGGCUCUGGCCUGGAUAGGAGAUGGAACAGGGGUCGUUUUGGCCUUGACUACAUUUCAGAUGCCUAUUUUCUUGCUACGAUUUGGCCAGUCCAGACUUUACAGGAGUGAGGACUAUGGAAAGACAUUCGAGGAUGUCACAUACCUUAUUAACAACACAUUUAUCAGCACUGAGUUUGGGAUUGCCAUUGGCCCUGAGAAUUCUGGGAAGGUGAUCCUUACAGGAGAUGUGUCUGGAAGCAGUGGAUCCAGGAUCUUCCUGUCCACUGACUUUGGGAACAGCUUUACUCCAUCGGACCUGUCUUUCAACCCUCGCAUGCAGAUUAUGUAUAACCCCCAAAAUUCCAAUGUCCUCGUGGCCAUCAGUGUCAAGAAUGAACUCUGGAUUUCAGAGGAUUUUGCUGUGACAUGGAAGAAAAUCUACGAGACUGCGUGUGUGGUGAAAUGGGGAGAAGACAACACACUCUUCUUUUCCACCAACCUGAAUGGAUCCUGCUAUGAUAGGGGGGAGCUUGUCUUGAUGAAAUCAGUAGACUAUGGCAAGACAUUUAAGACAGUCGCUGAAAAGAUCUACUCCUUUGGGAUUGGUGGCCGUUUCCUCUUCGCCUCAGUCAUGACUGGAACAGGAAUGAUGCGGAUGAUCCAUGUGUCCACAGACCAGGGUGAGGAGUGGAACAUGGCUCAGCUUCCUCCUGUAGGCCAUGAACAGUUCUACUCCAUACUGGCAGCCAACGAUGAAAUGGUCUUUAUGCAUGUAGAUGAACCCGGGGAUACUGGCUUUGGCACCAUCUAUGUGUCAGACGACAGGGGCAUGGUGUACUCCAAAUCUCUGGAGCGCCACCUCUACACGGCUACAGGAGGUGACAACGACUUCACAAAUGUCACAUCACUCAGAGGAGUGUUCAUGACCAGCGUACUAGCUGAAGACAACUCUGUGCAGACCGUGGUGACGUUCGAUCAGGGAGGAGAGUGGGAGCCCUUGAAGAAACCAGAGAACAGCCAGUGUGAUUCCACAGCAAAAGAUAAAAAUAAGUGUAAUCUUCAUAUUCAUGCUUCUUACAGUAUCUCCAUGAAGCUGAAUGUUCCAAUGCUGCCUCUGACUGAGCCUAAUGCUGUGGGACUGAUAAUUGCUCAUGGCAGUGUCGGAGAUGCCAUCUCAGUGCUGACUCCCGAUGUAUAUGUGUCUGAUGAUGGUGGUUACACAUGGCUGCGCGCUCUCGAGGGCCCCCAUCACUACGCCAUCCUGGACUCAGGAGGUUUGCUGGUGGCCGUAGAGCACAACCCCAAAGUGCCAAUUUCUAAGCUCAAAUUUUCCACAGAUGAGGGCCAAUGCUGGCAUGUGUACAACUUCACCGAGGAGCCAAUAUACUUCACUGGGCUCGCCUCGGAGCCGGGGGCUCACUCCAUGAAUGUUAGCAUCUGGGGCUAUAGAGAUUCCCUGCUAAGCCAGUACUGGGUCUCGGUCACCAUUGACUUCAAAGAGCUGCUCACUCGGGACUGUGUUGAUAACGACUACGUGCAGUGGCUGGCACAUUCAGAUGACAUCAGUGAUCCUAAUGAUGGCUGCAUGCUGGGUUAUAAGGAGCGUUUUCUGCGGCUCAAGAAGGACUCUGUGUGUUGGAAUGGACGCGAUUAUGUCAUCACCAAGCAGCCCACACCUUGUCCCUGCACACUAGAUGACUUCCUUUGUGACUUUGGAUAUUACCGUAAAGAGAACAGCUCAGAGUGUUUGGAGCAGCUUGAGCUCAAAGGCCAUGAUCUAGAGUUCUGCAUCCAUGGCAAGAAGGAACACCUACAGACCAAUGGAUAUCGGAAGAUUCCAGGAGAUAAGUGUGAGGGUGGCGUAAACCCUGAACGAAAAGAGAUUGAUAUGAGUAAAAAGUGUGUCAGCGAUCUACUGGAUCCGCAAUUGCAGACCCAGGAAGCAGGGAAGCCCAAACAUUCUGCCCUUAUUAUUGUGGUGGUCAUCGCCAUCCUGCUGAUCGGUUGUAUAGCUGGGAUUCUUUUUGUGAAGAAGUACGUCUGUGGUGGAAGAUUCCUGGUGCACAGGUAUUCAGUCCUGCAACACAAUGCCGAGGCUAAUGGCAUAGAGGGAGUGGACGAGCCUUUGGAUACGGAUGUGGUUGGAUACCCAAAGACCAGCUUCCAUGAGGACUCGGAUGAGGACCUUCUGGAAUAACAGCAGUGAGUCAGUGCCAGCAGAAACUGGGAGCUCUCUGUCUCCUUUAAUGCCUCGGGCAUCUUUGCUGCUGUUUCUAUUCCUGCUCUAAAGCACAACCCAGCCUCGAGCGUCUUCAAGCCUCGAAUAACUCCGCUCUAGUUCCUGCUUCUUUAGUAGGAGUGAAUUGCAAUUUUGCUAUAAAAGCAUCUCAUGAAUCUAGCUGUGCAGCCAGUGGUUAAACGACUUGAGCUUAGAUAAUACCUUGUCUAGGGAGCAGGCUCUAUAGGAGGACACUAUCUCAGAAUUAACAGUGGGGUACUUGUCAUGGCACUUAACUCUUAUACAGAAUGCUUCACCCUCUUUAGUAAUAUAUGCAGUUCAGAAUCAGUGACUGAGUGUAGUGUAUGAAGUUAGUCCAGGGAUAACAGUGAAUCAUAUCGCCUCAAUAUUUGACAGAAGCAUGAAAUAUGACUGUGAUAUUAGAUAUAUUUUUGAUAUUAGAUGUAUUUCCCCACCUCUGUUAUUUGAAAAUAUGAUCCUAUCAAAAAUAGAAGGUUUAUCAAGGUUAAUCACAUUUAUCAGAAAGCAAUACAAUGCAUAGAUACAGUGCAUCCGCAUGUAUCAGCAUACUCAUAGGCCAUACUUUUCUCAGUUUCUCAAAAAUGGAGAAAGGACUAUUUAGUUUACCUAAAAUGAUGCUACUGUGUAGACGGUUAUUAUAAUACUCCUUGUGGCUGUAUAGAUUAUAGACCGUCGUUUAGAAUGUUAACUUAUUUUACCCAGUGGAAGGGAAAAAUUUAAACAUGGACACGUGUAAAGAAAUGUUUGUAGUGUUAUCUAUAAGUAUACUGUAUAUGAUAUGUCCUGAGAUAAAUUUGUAGUCGACUGUUAGUUUUAUAGAAGACAAUAAUUUUCUGACGUUUUGUGAUGCUCAGCAGUUUUUGCACUGUGAAAUAUAAAACGGUAACACAAAGCCAACGGCUGCUUUUGUAAAAUGUCCAGUUACAAGCACAAAUGUGACUUUCCAAAGCCCUACUUACAGACAGACGGGCGUCAUAAAAAUUUUAAUUUCCUAUCAGGGUAAAUGUGAAGGAAAAUCAAGGAUACACUUAAAGGUAGCACAAAUAUAAUGUCUGACUUUUCCACAUUUUGAGUUCAUAUGCUCAGGUGAAAUUACCAGUAAUUCCAAAAAAAGUUGAGCAAUACCUUGUCAUGCUUAGACGACUGUGAGACUUGAGAUUGCAGACCUGCCCCAUUGUGUUUAACUGAGAAUGAGGAAAGAUUUCCCCCUCCUGUAAACAACCCAGGCUAAAGCUUUCGCAAUUUUUCUAAGUUUGAAGAUUCAAAUCAGUAGAACGUGACGAUUUUUGAGAUCCUGUGUUUUGAGAUCUAAUUUACUCAGUGUUUGUUCAGUAGAUUUUAGCUUCUGAUGAGAUCCCCAGUGUAACAGAACUGUUCUAUCACCUGCCUAUUUUAAUGACCCUAUGACACUGGCAGAAAUACUCUGUAAAGUAAUGCUUUGUUGUUAGGUCUUCUCUUUAGAAUUUACAAAGCUCAUAGAUAAUGACAAUAUCUUCUUAUAUAUGACAGUUAACUAUAAAUUACACAGAUUUUAUUAAGAGAAGUAAUAAUGGUGUGUAUGUUCAUUCAAGUGCCUAACGUGAAGGUAUGUGUGCCUUCAGAGAGAACUAUUAAGCCCAUCUUGUUAAAUAAUUAACAGUAAGGAGGCAGAUUGUUUUAUCUUUAAUAAUUUACUUGGUAGUCAGAGGUGAUUGAACUGAUUAAUAUGUCACUUGACUUUUUUCAGUAUGGGUCAUGCAUGAAAACUGAAGGAUUCUCCUGAGGUCGAGUUCAAUCUAUUGCAAACAACUGGGGUUUAGCAGUUUGUGAUUUGUGGAAAUAUAUAUGUAACUCUUCUCUGUUGUGUUUUAGGUUUCAUUUUAAAUGUGUACUUCUAUGCAUGCUAUCUUAGCAAAUAUGUCACAACACACUCGCGUGGCGUUCGGGGUUUAAAGCUUGAGAUGACGGCUGCAGCACAAAGACUACAUCGGUUUCUUACUUGAAGUAAAGUUGGUUUGCUUGGUGGGUUGUAAUAAUUUUCUUGCCUUUGAUAAUCAAUGUAAAUAACAUGAAGCUGGCUUUGUAAAUAUAAAACUGCAUUACCUUUGUAUUGGCCAUUUUUGCUCUGUAUAUUCUGAAAUAAAUAGACUCCACCCCC
Molecule: messenger RNA, 5002 nt
Organism: Pangasianodon hypophthalmus (striped catfish)
Lineage: Eukaryota; Metazoa; Chordata; Actinopteri; Siluriformes; Pangasiidae
Gene: sort1b
Product: sortilin 1b
Exons: 20
Coding region: 352-2802 (816 amino acids)
Biological process (GO): vesicle organization; endocytosis; Golgi to endosome transport
Cellular component (GO): membrane; Golgi apparatus
Molecular function (GO): protein binding
Source: RefSeq, a predicted model, not a curated record